GAUAAUUUUUUCAUCUUUCAUUAGUAGUCUCCUGAAAAUCAAUCAGUUUUCUACACCAUUCGCUAGAUUUCAGCAAAGCUAUUUUGUUUGAGCUUGAAAGUUUUUUCACAAUAUUUUAUUGUAUUGAUAUUCAGCUUCGGGAAUUUGUUGUUGUGAAGAUUAAUUUUGAUUGAAAUAGGGAUUGGAAUGACGAUCAUUUCGUUACCGGGAAGUUCAGGCUACUUGGAUGCUAGUAAUAAUAGAAAAGUUUCUUACUUCAGCAAUCCGUAUGUAUUGGGUUUAACUUUCGUUGCCGGUAUUGGAGGUCUCCUUUUCGGAUACGAUACAGGAGUUAUAUCUGGUGCACUUCUGUACAUUAAGGAUGAUUUUCCUGAAGUCAAUCAGAGCAGUUUCCUACAGGAAACUAUUGUCAGUAUGGCAUUGGUUGGUGCGAUGAUUGGAGCUGCUGCUGGGGGCUGGAUUAAUGAUUAUUUUGGACGGAAGAAAGCUACUCUGUCUGCUGAUGUUGUUUUCUUACUGGGAUCUGUGGUAAUGGCUGCAGCUCCGGAUCCGUACGUUCUUAUACUUGGUCGACUCUUAGUAGGUCUGGGAGUUGGUAUUGCUUCUGUCACUGCUCCUGUAUACAUUGCUGAAGCAUCACCAUCAGAAAUUCGUGGGGGCCUUGUUAGCACAAAUGUACUAAUGAUUACAGGUGGACAAUUUCUUUCCUACCUUGUAAAUCUUGCUUUCACAGAGGUACCAGGGACUUGGAGAUGGAUGCUUGGAGUGGCAGGAGUGCCUGCCGCGAUUCAAUUUGUCCUCAUGUUAUUUUUACCCGAGUCUCCACGAUGGCUUUACAUGAAGAGGGAUAAGUCUGAAGCUGCCACUGUUCUAGCUAAGAUUUAUGAUCCUUAUCGAUUGGAGGAGGAGAUUGAUCAGCUUGCUACUGCAUUAGAGGAAGAACGCUUGAGAAAGCAGGCUGUCAGUUACCUGGAUGUUUUUAGGAAGAAAGAGAUUAGACUUGCGUUCUUUGCUGGGGCUGGAUUACAGGCAUUUCAGCAGUUCACAGGCAUCAAUACGGUUAUGUAUUACAGUCCAACAAUUGUACAGAUGGCUGGGUUUAAAUCAAAUCAGCUAGCAUUACUUCUGUCUCUCAUUGUUGCUUUAAUGAAUGCCAUGGGUACUGUAGUGGGAAUUUACCUCAUUGAUCACUUUGGACGCAAAAAGUUGGCAUUGACAAGCUUAUCCGGUGUAAUUGUGUCCUUGAUUCUCCUAGCUGUAGCAUUUUUCUUAGAGUCAUCUACUUCAGGCAAUGUUGGGGCUUAUGGGUGGAUUGCUGUAAUAGGCUUAGCCCUCUAUAUUGCUUUCUUUGCACCUGGUAUGGGUCCUGUGCCAUGGACAGUGAACUCAGAAAUAUACCCAGAGUCCUACAGAGGAAUGUGUGGUGGCAUGUCUGCUACUGUCAACUGGAUAUCAAAUCUUAUAGUGGCCCAGAGUUUCCUAUCCUUAGCCGAGGCUGUGGGCACAGGUGUUACUUUCUUGAUACUAGCUGUUAUAGCAGUGAUGGCAUUUGUGUUUGUCGCCGUGUUCGUGCCAGAGACCAAGGGCUUGUCAUUUGAGGAAAUGGAGAAGAUUUGGAAGGAGAAAGCUUGGGGUAAUGGAUCUGGCAAAGAACCACUUCUUGAAUCAAGAAGCUAGUCUAAAAGAAUCUUAUGGCAUCUUCAUUGUCAGGGGGUGUGUGGUACACCGACAUCAGUACUCAGUGAAAAUUAACAAGUAGCGUCUGGAGAGGGUAAUGUGUACGCAACUUUACCUCCUCUACCUUUGUUGUACCACCUUGUAUAUUAUGUACACUAAUGAGAUCAAUGCAAUGUGAUGUGGUUGAGGGGAAUUUUGCAACUGCGUUUAUUAAAGCUUUGGUUGCAAUUUCCCCAAUCGAUGUGAUAGGUCCUCUAGUAGUACUAGUCUUUCUUUUUUUGUAUCAAAGCUGGUGAAGGUCUAGGAAAACAUUGAACGACUUUGCUCUAGACUUUUUGAGCUUCAUUGUAUUAUUAUCUAAUUAAUUAAAAAAAUUGUUUGGACGCAGUUAUAUUUUAUA
Messenger RNA from Solanum pennellii, 2077 nucleotides. Its product is annotated as inositol transporter 1. Gene Ontology annotation, molecular function: myo-inositol:proton symporter activity. Gene Ontology annotation, biological process: transmembrane transport. Lineage: Eukaryota; Viridiplantae; Streptophyta; Magnoliopsida; Solanales; Solanaceae. Bases 187 to 1677 code for a protein of 496 amino acids. The record is from RefSeq and is a predicted model, not a curated record. Gene Ontology annotation, cellular component: membrane. The transcript has 6 exons.